CAGACCUUUUAACAAAAGUUUCAAUGCUUUUCUUUCAUUAUAAUUUCAUUCGGAGCGAUGACCUCUAAAGGAAGCGGGACAAUGGAGGUGGCGGCGCUCGGACGGCCUUUCAGCCUCGGGAUGUUGUACGACUGCCGCAACGACUCUCUCGUCCCUGGAAUCACUUUGUGGGACUGUGAUGACCUUAACAAUCAUAUUAGAGAAAGACCACAGCAUUAUAAUGAUUGUGAUAUAGUUGCAUCUGAAUCAAUUGAGGACAAAUCUUCAGCACUAAAUGUUGAAGCAUCACUGAAGGCAAGUUUCUUGGGUGGACUGGUAAAGGUUGGUGGAUCAGCCAAAUACCUGAACGAUAGCAAGACUUCCAAAGAUCAUGUUAGAGUAACACUGAAUUACCAAGCUACCACAAAGUUCCAAGAACUGUCCAUGAAUCAUCUUGGGGAUGUUAAGAAACAUCAGUUUGUGUUUGAGAAAGGAAUAGCAACACAUGUAGUCACAGGUAUCCUUUAUGGGGCACAAGCCUUCUUUGUCUUUGACCGUGAGGUGUCUGUCAACGAGAACCAUCGAGACAUUCAGGGCAACUUGAAGGUGAUGAUCAAGAACAUUAGCUCCCUUUCAAUAGAUGGUAAAGGCUCGCUGAAAAUGGAAGACAAGGACAAAGCAAAUGUUGAGAAAUUCUCCUGCAGAUUCUUUGGAGACUUUUUGAUUCAGAAACCUCCGACAUCCUUUCAGGAGGCAGUAGAGGUGUACCAAAGUCUGCCAAAGCUGCUGGGAGCCAACAGGGAAAACGCAGUACCAGUGAAGCUGUUGCCUCUGACAUGUUUAGAUUCUACUGCCGCUAAACUUGUCCGUCAGAUAAGUAUAGGAUUAGUUGAAGAAUGUCAGAGUGUCCUGGAGGACUUCAGUGACCUGGAGAUGAGGUUCAAUGAUGCACUGAGAACCCAAACUGCACAGCAGUUCCCACAGAUUGGAGAAAAACUCAAAACCUUUAAACAGAAGUGCUCUCAGUUCAAACUGGAAUUCCAACGAACCCUGGCAAAGAAACUUCCAUCAAUCCGAGGAGUAGGAGAAGAAGAAGCUGUGCUCGCAGAGGAACUGAGGAAGACAUGUUCUUCUCCUUUCAACAGCAAGGACCUGAACGAGUGGAUGGACUGUAUGGAGAGAGAAAUCUACACCGUGAUGUCUCUGACCGACAUGAUGACAAACACCAAGAUCAUCUCAUCUCAAACAGACCUGGACAAAGAAAGCUUCAAAGCAGAGCAGGCUGUGUGUUUUGUCUUCACCUCGCUGGGAAGAGAUGAACCGUACCUCUCAACUUUAUCAAACUACCUUAAACAAACACCCAAACCAGAUGAUGCCCAAGAUCCACACCCUCCAGAUCAAUGGUACAACUCAAGAGAAGAAUGGGGAGCAAUGCGGCAUAAAGCAAAGCUCUUCAGUGAUUUUGCAGAGGCCAAAAAGGAGAACAAGAACAUCACAUUUCUGACGGUGGGUUUAACAAACGAGACACAGAAAGGUGCCAGCAUCUACCUUUAUACAGACGGCCUUUCUGUCAAUGAGAACUUUGAGCCGCCUUCAAAGCCUGCAACAGUAACAGGAAGUGAUAUAAACCACAGCAGUGUGACGCUGAACAUUUCUCCACCCAGAUUUGGAGCAGAGGACAUCACCUCCUACUCUGUUGAGUACUGUGUCAGAGGAGAGGACGACUGGAAACAAGAGACAGCAUCCAGAGCUGAAUAAGUCACAGUGAGCG
Molecule: messenger RNA, 1750 nt
Organism: Gymnodraco acuticeps
Lineage: Eukaryota; Metazoa; Chordata; Actinopteri; Perciformes; Bathydraconidae
Product: stonustoxin subunit alpha-like
Molecular function (GO): protein binding
Source: RefSeq, a predicted model, not a curated record